AUGAACAGUCGUGCUGUGCCAGACACUACCGGAAUCGCCGCGCUCGUAACGACAAACCCACUGCUUCCUGGAGAUGAAUCAAUAUUCGAAGUUCAUCCUAACGAACCAGAUUUCCCUUAUCUCAAUAUACGUACGAUUCAUAUUUCGCGGGAAUCGGAUCGUUUCAAUCCUUCAACAAAUCUAAUUGGUAUGAUCAUUUACGGCUAUAGAGGUGCAACUGAUUUCUAUUUAAAUAAUAGAAAUUGUAAAAUAGGCCAUAUUCUAAUAAAAAGGAGCGACGAAAUGAAUCACAUUCAGGCAGAUACAACGCAUAAAAAGCUUUUCAAGUGGUUCUUUGGUCAAGAUUUACCUCCUGAAUUUAUUGCUGGUGGGUUUGCAUAUCAAAAUGGUCAAUGGAAAUACAAUGCGCUCGUAUUUAAUACUAAACAAGAUAUCUAUCAUAAUAAUAAGAAAGGAAUGUCUCUUACUGAGAAACAACUGCUUGGCGGUGCUUUGUCACGACUUUACAUCAAUCAUCGAUGGCAACAAGAUCCAAAUAUUUCCGUGCGAGAAAUUUUUUCGUCAAAUGAAGGAUGGCAGUUAUUCGAAUCAGUGAAUACUGUUGUUAACCCGAAUCGUGUUGACAAAGUAAAUAAAUAUGGUCGCGCAGCAACUAUUGGAGUAACCGGCAAAUAUUAUUGUGGUGACUACCUUGAUGUCAUCCGUUGCUCGUGUUGCGAUGGUAGAUGCGGUCCAGGUAAUGGAUGCAAUUGUUCUGGUUGUAUGGAACUUGACAUUGAAAAUCGCAGACUACCGAAAGGGACAUUGGUCAAUCGAGAUGGUGCACCGGCAAGUCGCAGUCGAAUAGAUGGACAAACAUUCUAUUGUGGUCGUCCCGUAUUGAGACGAACGAAUUCUUGUGAUGGAUACUGUGGACCUAACAACGGACCUCAAUGCUAUGCUUGCCAAGCACUAAAUGAACAAACGCCACGCUAUAAAACAUUAUUAAAUGAAUACGACUAUACAUAG
Rotaria socialis is the source of this 1008-nucleotide messenger RNA. NCBI's taxonomy places the organism in Eukaryota, Metazoa, Rotifera, Eurotatoria, Philodinida, Philodinidae. The record is from the annotation of a GenBank genome assembly.